Dicrocoelium dendriticum is the source of this 3048-nucleotide messenger RNA. NCBI's taxonomy places the organism in Eukaryota, Metazoa, Platyhelminthes, Trematoda, Plagiorchiida, Dicrocoeliidae. The record is from the annotation of a GenBank genome assembly.
GAAUUUACUUGUUUGAACACAUCGAAUUAACAACGCUUACUCGUGUGGCUACGCUAUGGAUCGUUCUCGGCUUUAUAAGAAUAAAGAUAAAAACGCAGAGGAGUUGAGAAGAAGACGAGUAGAUCAGUCGGUCGAACUCCGGCGCGCUAAGAAAGAUGAACAAUUACAGAAGCGGCGAAACAUACUACUCACCGAGCUCGAUGAGACUUCGCCUCUCAAAGAGAACCAGGUUAAUACGCCGGAGCACGUAAACUAUGACGCGCUUAUAAGGGACAUGCAAAGUCCUGACGAGCUUGUCCGUUUUCGCGCUAUACAGCUUUGCCGGAAGACCUUAUCAAGAGCUAAGAACCCUCCCAUCGACGAGUUCUACAAACGCAAUGCAGUCCCUAUUCUUAUCCAGUCACUCAGUUCAUCAUCUGACGCACUUGUGUUUGAAGCUACUUGGGCGUUGACAAAUAUCGCCUCCGGCGACAGCACUCACACAGCUGCACUCGUUCAAGAUGGUGCUGUCCCAAAGUUAAUAGAUCUACUUAGUCAUUCGAGCAUGAACGUUGCUGAACAAAGCGUUUGGGCCCUGGGAAAUAUCGCCGGGGAUGGUGCACUAUUUCGUGAUAUGUUGAUCGGUGCUGGCGUUCUCCCACCAAUACUUAAGUUGCUUGAGCGUUCGUGGGAUAUGCAGGGAGUCGUAUCCAAUAUAGCGUGGGUUUUAUCAAACCUUUGUCGCAACCGGGACCCUCCACCUUCACCGGAUGUGAUCAAAACAAUGCUUCCUGUUCUGAAACGACUUUUACACUAUGAUAAAUCUUCUGAUGUGGUUAUCGAUGCUGCUUGGGCCCUUUCCUACGCAAGUGAUGCUGUCAAUAACAUUAUCGAUGAAAUAAUCAAGAGUGGUUGCGUACCACAAUUGGUUCGCUUGUUGUCCUCCCGCUCUCCUAAUCUUUUGUCACCAACUCUUCGAACAAUCGGAAAUCUAGUGGUCGGCGAUGACACACAGACGCAAGCGGUCAUAGAUGCUGGCGUGUUACGUUAUGUUCCCGCAUUACUCUGCCACGAGAAAUCAAGCCUUGUGAAGGAGACCUGCUGGAUGGUCAGCAACAUUGCUGCCGGUAACAUUAAACAGAUCCAGGCAGUUAUGGAUCAUAAUAUCGUACCCUGUGUUUUGGAAGUUUUGCUACAAGGUGAGUUUCGUACCCAGAAAGAGGCCUGCUGGGUCAUUAGCAACAUGGUCAAUGGUGGAUCCGCUGAACAAUGUCGUUAUCUGUUGAACCAACGGACCGUACCGGCGUUGUGUAACUUGCUCAAUGUCUCUGAAGCACGUGUGAUCAUUUUGGUUUUAGAGACCUUGCAAAAGCUGUUUGAGGUAAGUGUCUCAGUGCCCUACGUAUACUCACCUACACCACCUUUCCUGACGUAAUUUCUGGCAGUCCAUGUAUCGGGUUGCAACGUCCUCUUAGUACUCUAUCCAAUAAACAUUUACCUUGUUAAUCCAGUUAGUUUUAGCUUUUCCACUUAUAGUGACUAAUUAACUUAGAAAUGGGAUGGGGCGGAAAACCUAAAUAAGCCUAUCGCAAUUUAUGGUGCUCUACGCUCGUUCUGCUUGUUUUUUGCCUUUCAUUAAAAAUACUCAUUUCAUUUACCAACCUCACCCUUGUUGUUAAAAACAUCUGAAUUCUGUGUGCGGUGCACUACGACGCUUGCCAUAAUUCCAAGCACCAUAGCACAAUGCGAUGAACUUUGAACUUGAUCAAGUUAGUUCAUUUAAGGAGCCAAAAUGGUAGAGGCAUUAAUUUCAGUUGUUUUUUAUUACGCUAUUGUUUGACGCUUUGUUCGCGACCGGAUAUUAGCAAACAAGCUGUUGGUUUCUGGUGUUUCCCUCUUCCAACUUCAGUUGCCAAUUGCCAGUCAGUGUUACCACUGCUUCCUUAGCUAGUUGGAUGUCGUUCGCAUAUCCGUUUCAUACAUGUUUAUAGUCUUUGUUGGCGUUGCUCGUAUGAAUGUCGAUACCCCAGUAUUGCCCUGACCACUACUCUGCACGGUACAGUCUUCUGACUAUUAAAGGAAUUCGUAACUAAUCGCUUCUGAGCAAACCCUCUGGAUAUCAACUUCUACGCUCUGAACUUUAAACCCACAUGAUUUCAGUUCAGAUGAACAACUCAAAUCCGUGCACCUAUGUGCAAAGGUUCACUCGUCACGGCUCGCAUCACUGACAGCAAUGAUAAGAAAAUGGAGUAAAGUGUAAACGGUAUACGAAAAAUGGGGGGUUAAGUAGGAACGAUGUGAAUUUAAUCGAAAUGUCACACUAACAGAUGAAUGCGAGAAACCGAAUGCAGGAAUUUCACUGACUGCACGGCUGUGCCACGUCCGAUAGAACGUGAUUUAGACUAUCUUGAAGCCCCAAUCCACGAAGAUAGCAUGCAACAGUCUGACCAAGUCAGUCAAUUUUCGCAUGCCUCUAUGCCACGUCAUAGAUGGGUCACUUCACGGUUUCGCCCAAUUUGGUGCAGCAACGGCGUAUAAUGCACCACGGGGAAAGCGGUCGACGGGCUUGCGUCACUUGUGUUCUUCAACUCACCUUUAUGUCUAUUCCAGUGUUAAACUCACGACGCUUAUUCAUCAUUGACAACUGAUAGACCAGUUCGUCGCGUUAUCAUGGAAUUGCGAAUUGCCUUCUCUUUACAAGUGAGAAGCUCAGAAAUUGGACGCCAUUUUGUGGUGAGGAUAGUGAUCGCCACUCGUGCACUUAUUAGUGCAUGUUCUGAAUGCAGGCACAUGCUCUAACUUAGACUGUUGUGCGCCAUUUAUAGCUGAUGGCAAUGUGAUCACUUUGGGUCCAGUUCAUCGACGAAUUCGUCAGGCGCUAAUUGACACGAUGUGAGUAUUUGUGCUGGUAAGCAGUUUUGUUGAUAUAAAACAUUGUGAUCAGCACAUAGUUGCACGAAUCGAUCGCCAUUAUAAGUUCGGCGUGCAGCGAUCCUGAAGCUCACCAUCAUCAUUAUACAUGUUUGCUAGAGGUGAAAGACACCUCAGCUACUGUGCCGCAAUACAUUU